GUUAGAUGAGAGAAUGCUGCUUAUAUCAGUAUGCUGCGUGGGUGCUUGUUAUGACAAUAUUAUUUUACAACAUCCGGUGUAAAAGUUGAAGUAAAGCGGAAGACAAAAACCUCUCUUUAUUCUGACUGGUUUUGAACAACAGAGAGUACGAAGUUCAUUAUCAACAACAGAUUAUUUAUCCAUUCUACAAAAGUAUUUGUACAAAGGGGCGUGCGGUGUUAACACUGAUUCAAUACAAGAGAACCUGCAUUGUUGGAGCGUUUUCAAUUGAUGAUUCAAAGUGAAGAAUUUUGACAUCCAACAGGUUUAUCACAACUGAUUAGCGUGAUCCAAACUUAAUCAAACGGAAAUCGAAAUGGGAAACAUUGUUUGGAACUUGUGCCGCAUUAUCCUCCUGGUUGUAACAAUUCAGCUACAACCCGCUAUGACGCUUCACGAAGACCUCAGCAGCCUAUGUUUGAGACCAAUAGGAUCCGAACAUUUUAAAACUCUGAUACCAAACAUAUCAUACAGAGCGACACCUUACCCAUAUGUGACAAAAGACACCAAUAUAACAUUGGAAUGUACCGGCUCGGUCAAGAUUAACUCCCCAAACCAAGGAUAUAUGACAAGGGUGAAAUUUCGUAAGAACAAUAAUGACCUACACAAAUGUGAAGUUGGAGAAGUUCUUCGUUUUAAAACACUCUCCUGCAGUGUUACAGUCACUGGGGUUACCAAAGACGAUAAAUUCAUGUGUCUUCUUACUGCAAGUAAAGCGCCAUGUAACGCAGCUCGAUUGAGCUUUCGCAUUGAAAAUAGACUUCCCAAGCCAAAGAACAUUUAUCUUGAGAAGAUCACUCCGAAAGAAGCAGUGCUUAGAUGGGAAAAGAUUUCUGCGAACGCAACAAUCUAUGGUGUUUUGUUGGGAUACAAAUUGACGCUAUUUGGAAUGAAAAGUGAAGAGAACAUCACUUUAGCAAACGAUACUAAUUACGUUGUGUUGACGGACUUAAAUCCAAAAUCAAAUUAUACCCUCUCGGUACGUGGUUUUACAAAAUAUGGUGAUGGAUGUACGCUGUUCUACAACUUUGUGUCACUAGAUCGACUUCCAAGGCCAAAUAAUAUUCACCUUGCAAAGAUAACCUCCAAAGAAGCAGUAAUUAGAUGGGAAAAGAUUUCUUCAAAACCAAAAAUAAACGGUGUUUUACUGGGAUACAAGUUGAUUCUAACCAGCCGAAAAAGAAAACUAAGUUUCAUAUCAGCAAAUGAUACCAAUCACGUCGUGUUUUCUGACUUAGCUCUAAAAUCAAAUCAUACCCUUUCAAUACAUGGGUUCACACAGUAUAGUGAUGGUUAUGCUGUAUUGUACAACUUUUCAACAUUAGAUAUGAUUCCUGCGCCAAAAAAUGUUCAGGUUCUUAUCUUGUCCAAAACUUCAGUUGGCAUCCAGUGGUUUCUCGUGCAACAACGUGAGGAAAAAUACGAUAAAAUCUUUGGUUACAGAGUAAAUGUGAGAAACGCAACACAUUCUUUCCAAAUCGACACUUUAAGUGUAACCUAUUCUGUGGUUCUCAGGCGUCUUUCACCCGAUGCAAAUUAUAGUGUAUCAGUUUUCGGCUUUGGUAAUGGAACAAAAGGAAUUUCAAGUAAAUGGAUACAUUUUAAAAUAAAUGAUCGUGAUGAGAAAUCUGAAGGUGACAAUACAGGAGCAAAAAGCAAAGAUGCGAGAAACUUUACUUUGACAAUAGUCAUUGUUUUGAUCGUUGGAAUAAUAGCCGGUGCGAUAUUUGUUCUCAUUGCCGCUUAUCUCUUGACAAGACACGAACGAAGAGUGGCAAAAUCACAGAAUAUCACAGCAGUGAAAUUUUCGCAGAACGACAAAGCAGUGAAAUUUGCCGUCAAUCCAGCUAAUAACAUACAUUAAGAGACAAAAAGUUUACAUACACAAGGUGGUUUAAUUUCAGGUCAACUUUUGCAUGGUAGUUUAUACAACUUUAAAAGGACAACCACCGGUCGAUUCAUAAUUUUCUUAUAAUCUCAUAAUACCUGCGAUUUUUGUAAUUAUUGUCAUUUUGUUGCAAAAUCAACAGUCUAUAUAAGAAAAUCUUUCCGAGGUCUGUAUGAAGAAUAUCUUUCCGAGACUUCAUAAUACUGAACACGCGCAUAAUGAUAUUAUGCUACAAAUAUCACAGCUUGCUUCUGCAAGAGAUUAUUUACUUAUUUCGCAAACAAUUGUUCUGCUGUCAUCCAAACAUGUGUUGAUCAAACGUUAGGAAAACUAGAGUUUUAAUUUGAUUGAUGGUGUUACAGAUGCUUGCGGCAUUUCUGGCAAAACAUAUUUACAACAUUGAAACGUUAAACGAAAAUAUUGGCCUAAUAUUCCCUCUUUUCGUAUGCAUCUAUAAUGUCGAAUAUUGGAAACACAAAAUGACAAAAUAAUUUAACUUUGCCACUAAUUGCGCGUAUUUCGCUUUUAAACCAUUGCCACAUUUGUAUUCAAUACAAAGUAGGCAAAUAUAGUAAUAUACCUUUGUUUAACCCCGAAAUAACAGAUGACAUAUUUACGAACUUGAAACAUAUCGUCAAUUAUUCUUAUGCCAAUUAAUGUUUAGUAUUUAUCUUACACAUCUUACGUCACAUUCACCGA
This is a messenger RNA of Dendronephthya gigantea, 2626 nucleotides long. RefSeq lists its product as uncharacterized. The record is from RefSeq and is a predicted model, not a curated record. NCBI's taxonomy places the organism in Eukaryota, Metazoa, Cnidaria, Anthozoa, Malacalcyonacea, Nephtheidae. Gene Ontology annotation, molecular function: protein binding. The transcript has 9 exons. Bases 356 to 1903 code for a protein of 515 amino acids.